Molecule: messenger RNA, 6926 nt
Organism: Lingula anatina
Lineage: Eukaryota; Metazoa; Brachiopoda; Lingulata; Lingulida; Lingulidae
Product: receptor-type tyrosine-protein phosphatase N2
Biological process (GO): regulation of secretion; protein dephosphorylation
Cellular component (GO): synapse; secretory granule
Molecular function (GO): protein tyrosine phosphatase activity
Source: RefSeq, a predicted model, not a curated record
AACAUCCCAUUGACAAAUCCAAGAUUCCCUUUGCGUCAAUGCGUGGGACAAGUCUCUCGGCGUCAGCAUUCACUCAGUUUUUCUAAAGACUUAUUCAUCGAUUUAUACUCCGCCAUCACCGAGAAAACUCUGGGAGGGCAGCAACGGCUGACGAAGUAUGACGUCAACCACAUUAACAUAACCUAACUCGGAGAUAAUGCCCUAUCCAGCUCAUGAAUAUUGAAUUGCCUGAAUCCCCGCCAUAUUGAAAUCAACAUUGUCAAGACACAAGCGAUUCUCUCCGUAAUAAUUUCUGGUUGUAGCCGUUAGAGGACAAAUUCGAAGACAUGGCUUAGUGAUAAACAAAAUGGUAACUAGUCGCGGUUUGAGUGUGGUGGUGGUGGCAGUGGCGACGCUGUGCUGGUUAACUGCAGGCGCGAGCGUUCGUGGAGUUGCCGGUCUUGUGUACGGCUGUCGCUUUGAAAUCUCAUUGUGUGAUUUUGACGAAAAAUGCACCGAUGAUUUGGUAUUUGGAUACUGUGUAAAGAGAAAUGAGGGUCCCAACUGGAGACUGGCCAACAGCAAGCUGGAACUAGAUCCCAUUACAACGAAGCUCUUAGAACAAGAAAUUCGCCACCUUAUACGUUACGGAUAUACCUGGGAUGAUCCGUACACCCAGUGCAUUCUGGGCAAUUUCAUCAGUUCGUAUAAAAAUGCUGAGAGGUAUGAACGAACGUUGUGUUAUAUUUAUGCUAAGCAGGCACGGGACAUUGAUGAUAUUAGCGCAACCCUGAAGAACGAUUACUCAGAAAAUCUUGGUUCAUUUUUUAACAACUACUUAGUCAAUACAGAGAAAAGAGUACAGGAUGAACAACCAUAUGACCCCAGUACCAGUCGCCAUCGAGUGCAUAAAUAUUACCAGGCAUACCCAGCUGGGUAUUCAUCCAACGAUUUGGCGGAAUCGUACAAUGUAUCUCCUCGACGCCGUAGAUACAGAAAUUUCAAUCCCAAUAUGUAUGGGGAAAUACAAAAGAAAGAGAAAUCUCCAAUAACAAAUGGUGCUGCUUUGAGUCCAGAAGAUCUUGAAGACCUCAAUAAUUAUCUGACUGCACUGCAAGAUAUUGGUGAUGAGGACCAAUAUGGUGAUCAAUAUGAUCAAUAUGGCGACCUGUAUGAUGCUCACAAAGAAGAUGGGAAGGAAACUGAUCGUAAAUGGUUGGCCGAACCAGAUAACACUGACAGUUUAGAAGAGUUACCAUGGCAGCAAGUUAGAAGUGAAGACAAGUCAGAUGAGUUGCCAUGGGAACCAGACAAAGCCCAAGACAGGCCAGGGGAAUCCCCAUGGGAUUCGGACCAAACCGGAGAAGAUGAAAAUGAUUGGUUUGGUGAGAGUGAAGACAAACUGACCCCACUUGACCAAGCCGUAGACAGUAGUGCCCGCAGUGGUCUUGUAGAUGAUGUUGCACAUCCAAGUGAUAGUAUUCCACCAGAAGAUGCAAAGCUGUUGGAUGAUAUUUUAGAAGAGUUACCAUGGCAGCAAGUUAGAAGUGAAGACAAGUCAGAUGAGUUGCCAUGGGAUCCAGACAAAGCCCAAGACAGGCCAGGGGAAUCCCCAUGGGAGUCGGACCAAACUGGAGAAGAUGAAAAUGAUUGGUUUGUUGCACAUCCAGGCGAUAGUAUUCCACCAGAAGAUGCAAAGCUGUUGGAUGAUAUUUUAGAAGGGAGACGAGAUAUUGCAAGCCUUUCUGAAGCACAAAUCGAUCGUUUGACAAAGUAUGUCACAGCCAUCUUGGCAGCUACUGAAAAGGCAGAGGAUACGAGUGAAAACAGCUAUGACUUGUACAAUAAUGAAGAAGAGACCAAACAAAUUACUUCUGCUCCACCUGGAGUGACGGAUGGACAAGCACCUGCAGCAGUUUUUUCCAAAGAGCAAUUACCAAAACAGGCAAGAACCAACCCAGAAGCCAUCUUCUCGGUCUCCAUAAAGUCAGGAGUGAAGAAGAACUAUCCAGGCUAUGAAGCAAGGGGCGCCAAUGUUGCAGCCAAGACGAUCAACAGUGCCGCCUCCAAUUCUGAGACUGAAUUGGCUGCCUCAAGUCAAGACACUGUCAAGAAGAAUUAUGUGAACAUUACCUUCGAGAAAAGUCUUACCCAAGCCCAGGCACAUGAUCUGCUGAAUGCAGUGGCCGAAGAAGUUGGUGUAAGAAAUACCAGUUUCACCAAUAUCAGGCUUGGAAAGAACUUCAUCACAUUCUAUGUGGACCCAAAGCAAAACAUAUCUGCUUACAAGGUAGCCAGUAAAGUGGCAACUGUGACAGGCAUGAUGAGGCUUGGAAAGAACUUCAUCACAUUCUAUGUGGACCCAAAGCAAAACAUAUCUGCUUACAAGGUAGCCAGUAAAGUGGCUAACACCAGGGACAAACUGGGGGAUGUUGUGCCAGGAGUUCUCAUCACCAAUGCUUUUAUUGGUAAAAAUGAGCAACAAGUGGAGGUUGCCCCUGACACCAGCCACCGUGAUUUUGUUCUGACGUUCGUGCUUUGUGGCUUUAUCGCCAUUGUUCUCAUCACUGUCGUUGUCAUCUAUCUCGUGCAACGGCAUUCUCAUGUGCGCAAGAAGCUGAGGGAGCUUGCAGGAAACCCUGACAAUGCAGAGGCGUCUGCUGAUUAUCAGGACCUCUGUCGUCAGCGCAUGCAGAGCAAGGCGUCAGAGAAGCCAGAGCCAAUUGUGGCUAGAGUGGGCAGUGUGUCUAAUGUGGACCCCAAGGCCGAACCCAGUCCCACCAGCAGAAGCAGCAAGAGCAGCACCUCUUCAUGGAGCGAGGAACCUGUCAGCUCCAAUAUGGAUAUCUCUACAGGACACGUGGUACUGUCCUACAUGGAAGACCACUUAAAGAACAAAGACCGCCUCGACCGUGAGUGGGAGGCCUUGUGCGCUUAUGAGGCAGAACCCAACACUACGGAGGCGGCCAAUCUCCCCAAUAAUACGCGCAAGAACAGAUAUUGUGACAUUCUCCCAUACGAUCAUUCCAGGGUGGUUCUUAACGAUUCCACCAAUGUGUCUGGAGGUGACUAUAUCAAUGCCAGCACUAUUACUGAUCACGACCCCAGGAAUCCUGCUUAUAUUGCAACGCAAGGUCCUCUACCACACACUGUUGCCGACUUCUGGCAGCUGGUGUGGGAGCAAGGCAGUGUGGUCAUAGUGAUGUUGACCAAGCUGACUGAGAAUGGAGUAGCCAUGUGUCAUCGCUACUGGCCAGAGGAGGGAAGUGACCUCUAUCACAUCUAUGAGGUCCAUCUGGUAUCGGAACACAUCUGGUGUGAGGAUUUUCUGGUGCGCAGCUUCUACCUUAAGAAUCUCCAGACGGGCGAGACCAGGACUGUGACCCAGUUUCACUUUCUGUCAUGGCCCGACCUCGAGGUCCCUUCAUCUGUGAAAUCUCUCCUUGACUUUAGACGAAAGGUGAACAAAUCUUAUAGAGGAAGAUCUUGCCCAAUAACUGUUCACUGCAGUGAUGGCUCUGGAAGAACUGGAACCUACUGCUUGGUGGACAUGGUGCUGAACAGAAUGGCAAAAGGAGCUAAAGAAAUUGAUAUUGCUGCCACGUUGGAACACGUGCGUGACCAGAGAAUGGGGACAGUCAAGACCAAGGAGCAGUUUGAGUUUGUUUUGGCAGCUGUCGCAGAGGAAGUGCACGCCAUCUUGAAGGCCCUGCCCCAGUAAUGACAUCCCGCCUUUUCACCUCUGAAUCUACAAACAAGUUUACUCUGCCAGCCGUUAUUAGGAUAGAGUCCGUUUCACUGUUGUCCCACAACUGUCUGGUACUACUCUGCUCACCUCAUAGCAACCAAUACACGACCACUUACAAUGGAUCCUUCCAUGCAGUUGGAGGCAUUGAUUGCAACUGGUCAACAGUUGAUUGCAUGAGUACAUGCUGUGCACCCUGCAUGACGAACUUGCAGAAUAAAUGGUCUAAAGACUCUGGACCAGACCAUUUUGGGAACAAGAGUGAUACCGUGUCUUGCAGACUACAGAUCAGCCCUAGCAGAUCUACCACGUGACCCAAUUUUAGGAGACAUGCUUCAUAUUUAAUAUCAAGGGAACUGUGAAAGAUACCAAGCUGCCUGUUCUUAAUCAUGGUACUUUAUUUUAAGUUUUAGACACGUUGUUGUUGUCUUUUUGUGAUAUGGUCUUCUUAAACUAUUUAGAAUUGUUGUGUUCUAUAUCAGUGGGGGAUUAUGAGCCAGUGGAUUUUAUUUUCUCACUGAAUUUUAUUUAUGUGCAGCAGAACGAGUUAUCUAGUCAGAGAGCAUCAGCCAAUCAUUGCCAUUUUAUUUAUGAACACAAGUGCACUUUUGGUUUUAUUAUUUUAGUGAUGAAAAUCUAUAGCAUGUAUAAGUGGCGAACAAUAUAUGCUUUUUAUGUUUGUUAAGCAUCUCGAGUAAAUCAUGUCUGUGCAACUUUUCAGUUUUUGCUUUUUACUGCAAAUGAUAAAUAUGAAGAUCAAAAUUAUAAUCUAUUGGAAGUACAAUAAUCUAACAUUAUUAUAUCAAAACGAAAGUUUUCAUUUUUCAUCCAGUUGUUUUAACUAUAUCAAAUUAAAGAUGGGAUUAUAAAGCUUUAGUAUAGGACUUAACUGUAAUUUUGCCUUUAUAUUAAUUAGCUACAUAUUAACACUAUGGUAUGGAACUAUAUCAUUCAUAAAUAAGCUGAGGUUAUGAAGAACCAUGCCUACGACAAGACUGGUAUGUAAGUGUAAUAUAUGAUGCCAAACAUUUUGCUCAGGAUAUGGACUAAACUUUACAGUUUAUAGACAGUUUACAGGGAUUAUUGUGCAUCAUAAAACACGUACAAAAUACAUGAUCAAAAGGCUUGUUUGGUUCGCAUCAAGUAUUUUAUUUAUUUCUAUACUUAUCUUUUGUUAUCUCAGAUGUAGAGAGUUUAUUAUUAGUGAUAAAGAGGUCACAAAUUGUUAAUAGUCUAUAUAUGCUGCUAGCUUUAAGUGUCAGUUAUUCUAACAAAUAUCAGAAACAUUGCAACCAGCACACAAUGGGAUCAGGCUUAGUUUAUCUUUAAACCUUCACCGAAGGUUAAAGGCAGGCUAAUUUGCUAGACAAGUGAAAAAAGUUAUAUUUGACAAAUACUUUUCACAAAAAUGUCACACAUUGGAUGCCAGAGUAAAAUUUUGCUUGGAUAUUGGACAUUGGAUAUAUUUUAAAAGAAGGGAAUAGUGGAUGUUUACAAAAUGUUAUGAAUGAGCAAAAGCAAUCUCCCUGACUGUAAUGUUACGUUUGGACUCUUUCUAAUGUGAUUGCAUGUAGCUUUACAAGAAAGCAGUGAUAUAUUUAGUUGUACUUAAGAAUUUCAGUUGAAGUUUUUUUUUUUAGGAAAAAACAUAAGUCAAAAAUAGGGAUUCCUAUCAACAAAAGCAAUGUAUUGUCUACCAUUGACUGACUUUCAGAGUUUGAAAGUUAAGUUUUAUUCUCUUUGCUUUAGGUGACGUAACCCAACAACAAGACACUGAUGUUCAAAUACGGUAAUGGCUCGAUCAUUUCAACUGGAAAAAUUGUGAAUUUUUUUCAGAUACUAUAUUUUUAAGUAAUAAAUUUUUAAAAUUAGAACAUUCCUAGUGAGUGGUAGCAACACAGUUGAAAAGAAGACUACCUAAAUGUUCUCUUCUAUGCAGAAAAAGCACCAAAAUGCUACAUAGAAAUGUAUUUUUACGAAUUCCAAAAUUUUGUACCUGAAAAAUUGAUAAUUUUGCCUGGUUGAAAUGAUCGAGCUAUUACCGUACUAAUGAUUGUCCUUGAGAUUGUUUAAACUUGAAUCCAUUGAUAGAUGUUUAGGUGACUUGACUGCAAGUGAAAGACAGCAUUCCACAUGAACAUAAGUAUAAAUAUUGAUAUAUAUUUUUGUGAUAAUUGUUGUGAAAUUGUUUUGUAAUGUGCAUUUUCUUCUUUAAAAAAGUUUAUUUCUACUCAUCCUCUUAUUAUACAUGCAUGCAGUGGAAUAACAAGCACAGAGAUAUUAUGUGUAACAUGGUUAUAAAAAGAAAAUCAAUAUUCAGUUGAAAAAAAAUUAAUUCAAAUUUUGCUAAGAUUAUAGAUUUCUCUUUCUGAAAGUUGUUCCAUUUUGGAGAUAUCAAAUACCCAACAAACGGGCAGGCCUGUCAAGGGUUAAAAACAAGUGGAGAUUGAGACAGAUAUGUUAAACUUGAUGACAAAAAAUAAUGCUACUAAUUGUGAAGAGAAAAUUUUGACAUACCAGAUGUGACCACAAAGAGAUACCUUCGUCUAUUUACUUGUAGGCUACAUGAACAAGAAAGCUUGAAGUGAUAAGGCAAAUGUAUGCUAUUUUAAUAAAGGUUUAGCCAUGGAAAUGAAGAGUUUAUUGUCAUGGAAACCUCGUCAAAGUGACAUCAAACGAAGGCUAUAAAGGAGACAAAUUUCAUCUUGCUUUUAACUGCAAGCUUUCUUGUAAUGACUUAAUUAUACAGCCUUGUUAAUAGUGGGAUAAGACAUUUUGGGGAAGGGUGACCUCGACUAUACAGAUUUAUUGUUAACAUGACACAAAGAAACUUUAGAAGAUAAAAUGUGUAUUCAGGAAAAUGUUGAACAAAGAUUAUGUUAAACCAGAGCAUCCUGUUGAAGAUCUGGAAUAAUGGCUUAAUGGUAGCAAUUAAUGGCAGUGCGUCUUUUCAAAAUGGCUUUGUCCAAUAUUUUAAGUGACUAAUACGGUGUUCAUCCAAGUUUGCACCCAGGUGGCCUACAAAUACCCAGGAUUAUUCCAGGGAUACUGGGUCUAAGUUGGCACAACCAGAAAACUGGUGGUGGUCUUACUUGGAUGAAUAUGGUACUUUGAAGUAAAGAUGUAUGAUCUUCUUGGGUCAUUUGGACCAAAUGCCCAUUUAGUGUAUCAUGAACAUGUCACGGAAUAAAUCAGCAAGUCC